AUGUCUCAGUGCACGAAGGCGAGUAAUAUCGGAGCUACACGUUCAUGUCAGUUUCGAAGCGAGUGCAGGUGUGGGCUUGAAGCUCCAUUGAUGACCUCAUGGACUGAUUUGAACCCAGGUAGACAUUUUUUUGGGUGUGGGAUGUACAAGGUACAGGGCCAUAAAAGGUGUAGCCACUUUGUUUGGUACGACGAUGAACUGUCUUCAAGGGCCAAGGAAAUUAUUUCUUCACUACAAAAAAAUUUGGAGCAAGAAAGGGCUAGAUUGGAUGAAGCUUAUACUAAAGUAGCAGAAGUGAAGAUGAAGUUGAAUGCAAUGAACUUACUGAUGAAAUUCUCAGUUUCAAUGACAUUUGUUAUGGCAGUAGGACUUGUGAUGCUAAAUGUAAUAAAGUAG
Messenger RNA from Vicia villosa (hairy vetch), 396 nucleotides. RefSeq lists its product as uncharacterized. The coding region runs from base 1 to 396 and encodes 131 amino acids. Gene Ontology annotation, molecular function: zinc ion binding. Lineage: Eukaryota; Viridiplantae; Streptophyta; Magnoliopsida; Fabales; Fabaceae. The transcript is spliced from 2 exons. The record is from RefSeq and is a predicted model, not a curated record.